Messenger RNA from Xenia sp. Carnegie-2017, 3341 nucleotides. RefSeq names its product E3 ubiquitin-protein ligase TRIM71-like. Gene Ontology annotation, molecular function: protein binding; zinc ion binding; ubiquitin protein ligase activity. The record is from RefSeq and is a predicted model, not a curated record. Gene Ontology annotation, biological process: proteasome-mediated ubiquitin-dependent protein catabolic process; protein polyubiquitination. Lineage: Eukaryota; Metazoa; Cnidaria; Anthozoa; Malacalcyonacea; Xeniidae.
ACUUUGCCAUUUCACUUGUUGAAAGCGCCGAAACCUGCUCGGAAUCGUUUAUACGCGAUGUCUGUCAAGGUUUUGUCUGAGUGUAUGACAUACAACGUAUAAUAAAACCUCGUUGACCCCGAGGCCAAGCGUUUUAUCACAUUAGGAUGUAAUUGAGAAUCAAUCCGUUUCACAAAAUUGUUUCAUACAUCGAGUCCCUUUUCAUACAGUACAGUGGGAUUUUUACAGCGAGGGUAUUUUUUGAUCGUUCUUUUGUUGUUGUUCAAAGAAGAUAAAGGAAAGCUAUUAACGUGACAGAAUAUUUGAAAUGUUUGCCAGAGCAUAUACGUUUACAUAGCUGAAGUGAACGGAGAAGGGCCUCUCGAAGUACAUAACUGGCCUUUUGAUUCUAUAGUCGAAACAACUCAACGAUCUUCCAAUUGUUCCUUCCACGAUAUUAGAAGAAAGUUGAGUGUAUGUGAUACAUAUGAAUGUUGGUUCAACUGUGCUUAAGACGAGACUAAAGUUGGUCAAACGACGAAAUUUACGACGCACACAAUUUUUACUAAUACAAAUCGUUACAGUACUUAAGAAACUUGCGAUUUGUCGCUUUUUAUUAUCAUCUGUAGAUUGGCCGUCGUGAAUUUACGAUUGUGAAAUCAUUUUGCGUGUUGUUCUACCUUAUUGACGAGUUUGCCGAUCGUUGAAUAACGAUUCCAAUGCUUUAAGGUAGAGGAACAUUGGCUUUAGAGCGAAUGCCUGUUGGUAUUACAUCACACACACGAGAACUGACAGUUGCAAUUUAUCAUAUACACAACUAGCAAGCUGUUAUAGAAAAUAUACAGUUAACUAGAUGGAUUUAUUGCAGAAGGAAGAACAUCUUACAAGCAAGAGAAAAGGAGAAAGUGGUCGUGCCGGUGGUUUAGGUCCAAUAACAGACGAGGCAAUCACAAGUGAUUUUAAUAAUAAUUCCGAUAUUGAUCUUAUCUGCCGUGUUUGUCAUAUGGAAUAUCGGAAUCCAAAACUGCUACCUUGCCUUCAUACUUUCUGUGAGAGAUGUUUGAAUAAGUGCGUUUAUAAUAUUCAAGAAAAUAGUUACAUCCGAUGCCCUUUGUGUGGCACGCUUAAGAAGACAGCUUCAAAAUUACUUGACGAGAAAGACGUCUGUUUUGAUGAACUUAACACCGACUUUGUCGCGCUUAAUAUUCUCAACACUUGCGCAACAAACCACAUUGACCUGGAGAAUGUGCAUUGUAGUAAUUGCACUGGUCGUGCGCGUGCGCAGAGUCUUUGCUCGGAAUGCUCUACGUUAUUAUGCAUCAACUGUCAACGCGUACACAAGAAGAGGAAACUGACAAAGAAUCACCGUCUUUGCUCGUUGGCUCUUCUCUCCCUUCCAGCCAAUCAGCCGUUGCAUGCUGGCGACUAUUGUCGCACUCACGUGGGCCAGAAAACAACUCUCUUUUGCAAAUCAUGCAAUCGUGUCGUAUGUAACGAUUGCACGUUAUUGGAUCACGCGAAAGACGAGCACACUGUCACAGAUCUCUCAGACGUCUCUCCAUAUCAAAGGCGGCAACUUGCCGAACUGUUACACGCUGUUCAAAAAAGAGUGCCUUUCUUGAAACGUACUUUGAAUGACGUCGAUUCAGUUUUGAAGGCAAUCCCCGAUCAUGCUGAUGCGGUAGCAAGAGAAAUUGCAAAAACAACCGAACAUUUGAUCAAGUUUUUACGACAUCGUCAAGACGUCUUGCUGGAUGAGUUGACGAAGUUGUGCGCGCACAAGUCUGCAGUUUUACAUGAACAGAAAUCCCGGAUUCAGUCCGAACUGAAAAUCCUGGAUGACAACAGCCAAACGACUAAACGAAUUCUACAAAACGGCAGCAGCUCCGAGAUCGCCACCGUCAAGACCAUGAUAAGCGACCGCUUGCAAUUUCUCAGAAAUAUGAAACUUGACGUGGAAGUGGAUGAGAACGCCGAGUUCGGAUACGAAUCUGGUUUCGAGGAAUUGAAGAACGAAAUUAUGCGUUGUGGUAAAAUUUUCCCAAUUGAUAACCGACCCUUGAAGAUAAUUGGUGAAGGUUUGCAGGAAGCUUCUGUCGGAAAAUACGUCGCGUUUGACAUGGCAAAGUCCGAAAAAUACGAACUUUCCCACCACCGGGAUAUUGAUGUACGAAUUGAGACCCCGGACUCAGUACUCCUUCAGUGUGACGUCAUACACAGUGGAGAUUUGUUCACUGUCGUGUACAAUCCGAAGGUUCUUGGAGAGCACGAGAUUUCUAUCAUCGUUCGUUCGGAGCAUUUGCCCGAUAGUCCUUACAGUGUAAAUGUCAAGGCAGGUCAUGCUGAUUUUCUUGAGAACUCCGUAAAAUUAUCCACAUUUGGUGACCGGGGUAAUGCACCCGGCUAUUUUAACGCUCCGAGUGAUAUAGCCGUACGAAACAACGGCGAUGUAUUAAUAGCAGACGCUUCCAAUCAUAGAGUUCAAGUACUUAAUCCCAAAUCGAGAAAUAUUUCCUGCUUUGGAGAGGAAGGCACAUUGUUCGGUCAGUUGUCCUACCCCUCGGGUAUUGCAAUUUCUCGGCUUGGUCAUGUGAUCGUCUGUGAUCAUGGCAACCAUCGCGUGCAGAUGUUCACUUUUGAUGGCGUGUACCUGCAGUCGUUUGGUGGUUAUGGGGACGACGAGGGAUUGAUGAAACGUCCCACUGGGGUAGCUGUUGAUUUGGAGGGACGCAUAUUAAUAGUUGACCAACAGAAUCACAGAGUUCAAGUUUUUGAUGAAAGUGGAGAGUAUCUCCAUCACUUUGGUUGUCAUGGAUACAAGCAAGCGGAACUUCGUACUCCAAUGUACGUAGCGGUCAGUCCUGACAAUGACAUUUACGUCACAGACACAGGAAAUGAUCGUGUUGUGGUCUUUGACGCUCAUGGUCGCCAUCAUCGAACGAUCGGCAGACCUGGCAAAGAGGAUGGUGAAUUCAUAAAACCCACGGGCAUUACGAUCGACGGCGCCGGCUACAUUUAUGUGUCGGAUCAAAGCGGCCGAGUUCAAGUGUUUGACAGCGAACAUCAGUUCGUCACUGAUCUACAGUCAAAGUCAAAUGUUACACUGGAGUGUCCUGUUGGGAUUGAUUACACCCCUGAGGGAAGCAUAAUUGUCGCGGAUAAAAGUUGUCAUAAUAUUGUGAUGUUUAGUUGUGUACUUUGAUGAUUUAUGGAGAUUAAAUGCAAAAAUCAUUUAUUGGACAAUGAAGUUCAAAAUACAGAAAUGAAAAUUUAUUCAUUGAAUGACUUAAUUAUAAUUGCUUAGUAACUUCAAGAUUAUAUGUUCCACCCUACACUAGUAAAAGGAGGAAGAAGUUUGCUCA